Salvelinus fontinalis (brook trout) is the source of this 4241-nucleotide messenger RNA. It is a transcript of the gene sgpp2, whose product is annotated as sphingosine-1-phosphate phosphatase 2. Lineage: Eukaryota; Metazoa; Chordata; Actinopteri; Salmoniformes; Salmonidae. Gene Ontology annotation, cellular component: endoplasmic reticulum membrane. Bases 2213 to 3442 code for a protein of 409 amino acids. Gene Ontology annotation, molecular function: sphingosine-1-phosphate phosphatase activity. The transcript is spliced from 5 exons. Gene Ontology annotation, biological process: phospholipid dephosphorylation; sphingosine metabolic process. The record is from RefSeq and is a predicted model, not a curated record.
GCUUUUCAGUGAUAUCGUAUGUGUAGGGGUGUGACUUUGAAAACUUUAACUUCCUGGUUCUAAAAAAAAAACGUCUGCCAUUAAAAUUAGCACAUGUUAUGGACAUUUGAAAAGAAGUGCGUGUGGGCUAAUUAUUAAUGAUACUUUUUAUGAGUUUGAAAUUCAAAUGGUUUCUGGUAGGCCUAAGUGAAUAGCUCAGCAACAGUUAAGUGAGGUGUCAGGACUGUGUAAAAAAAAAAAAGCACAUUAAAUGAGAAUGCUAAAUACGAGGUUAUCAAAAAAUAUCCUCUGUAGUGGACUACCAGAUGCCACAACUGUGUUUUACCUACUGUACCUAUUGACCGUAAUCAAAGACAGCCCAGUAUGAAGAUAGGCUGAUCACACUUGUAGGCGACGUCAUGCGUAGAAACACUUCAUCCGGUCUAAUGGUCGUCUCGCGCCAAACUGCGCAUGUGCAAGCAGUCAAAUCAAAGGCACGCCUUCAAAAUAAAGUUGUUUUGACGAAAAUGAAAACGUGUCAGUUUGUCACUUUCACGAUGUUGGAGUUCAACUACUUAAAACAUUGUCUCGAAUCUACGUUGUGCCUUUAGAGAUCGAGAAAAUUAACAACAAAGAAAGAAUUGUUCGCUUCCCCCAUUGACUUCUCAAACCCCUGGCCUGUUCUGUUUGGUCUGUUUCCCAAGCAUUUCCGGAAGCAUCGCGAUGUCGCGCCUCUUGGUUUAGAAACUGUGUUGUAAUGUAACGUAUGUCAAAAUGACCACUACAGAGGACAAUUUUGCACUUACAAUAAAACAGAAAUAACAAUAUUUGUUCACAUGUUUUUCUUGGUAACAUGUUUAUAUUUCGCCCCAAACACUUAUGUCAUGUAAAAAAACUAAAACAAUCGCAAACUUUUUUUGUCGGUCUCAGGAGGAUAUUAUAAUAUUACUUAAAAAAAUAAAAUAAAAAUCUUUAACCUUUAUUUAACCAGGUAGGCCAGUUGAGAACAAGUUCUCAUUUACAACUGCGACCUGGCCAAGAUAAAGCAAAGCAGUGCAACAAAAACAACAGCCCAGAGUUACACAUAAACAAAGGUACAGUCAAUAACACUAUAGAAAAAUAUAUAUACAGUGUGUGCAAAUGUAGAAGAUUAGGGAGGUAAGGCAAUAAAUAGUCCACAGAGGCGAAAUAAUUACAAUGUAGCAUUAACACUGGAGUGAUAGAUGUGCAGAUGAUGAUGUGCAAGUAGAGAUACUGGGGUGCAAAAGAGCAAAAAGAUAAAUAACAAUAUGGGGAUGAGGUAGUUGGGUGUGCUUUUUACAGAUUGGCUGUGUCCAGGUACAGUGAUCGGUAAGCUGCUCUGACAGCUGAUGCUUAAAGUUAGAGAGGGAGAUAUGUCUCCAGCUUCAGUGAUUUUUACAAUUCGUUCCAGUCAUUGGCAGCAGAGAACUGGAAGGAAUGGUGGCCAAAGGGGGUAUUGGUUUUGGGGGUGACCAGUGAAAUAUACCUGAUGGAGCGCGUGCUAUGGGUGGGUGUUGCUAUGAUGACCAGUGAGCUGAGAUAAUGCAGGGCUUUACCUAGCAAAGACUAUAACCUAAACCGACAUAGGCAAUUUGCACCUUGCAGCUUAUCCCGUUUUGGGAAUAUUGCAGACUUAUUAUUCUGUAUCAGGCCUAAAGUAGAUACUUAUUUUAUUUGACCCAUUAAGUCUUCAGGUUCAAUAUCACUUAUUAAAUAAAGGCAUAUAGCAUAACCUUAAGCCCAUUUGGCCUCAUUAGGCUAUAUGUUGAACAAAAUACUUCAAAAUAAGAAAAAAAUAAAGACACACGCACUCACACACACAACACACACGCACACACACAACACUCACACACACACGCAGGCCCUGCAGAUAAACACAGGCUACAUGGUUACAUAGUUAUCUCAAAAUAAUAGGCCGAUUGUUAUAGACUAUUAGAAUACAUUGACAAUUUUAAAAAAGAAAGUUAAUAUAAGGGUUUCAAAACUAGUGGAUGAUCUUUUCACGUAGUCUAAAGGUCGGUGAAUUUGUCUGGCUUUAUGACAGUUCGGUGCUCCUGGCGUAUCCCACACACACCUGUCAAACCGCACCUGCACGCACAGAAAACACACCUCUGUAUGGGAUGAGCCCAAGGGUGGGUAAUGCGCUCUGUCUUAGUCUGCACCUGUCUGUCUGUUCUCAUACACCUCAUAGGCUACUAUUGAGAGAGUUGCGAUGCUCAAAUUGCUUAAAUAUCUGCAUGGUUCGGAGCUUGUGGCCAAGUUCCAGAGGGCAUGCGGUCUGUUCCUCAUCGAAGCCGCGCAUCAGAACGGAAACUGGGUGCACCCUCCGCGGGAGACGCCACUCAUAGACGCGGAAGCACCUCACCAACUUGCUCGACUGCGGUGCGGUAAUGGACACGUAAUUACCAAUGAAAAGGACAGCAACUCAAAUGACAAACACAAGGAAAAUGGAUACAGUGUUGGUGUGUCUGCUAGGCCCCAGUAUGAGGUGAGGAACCGGCUUCUAUACUUCUUGUUCCUGGUGUCGGCCGGGCUGGGUCACGAGGUCUUCUACAUCACCUUCCCGCCUUGCUUACACUGGAACCUGGACCCCUUCCUCUGCAGACGCCUUGUCAACAUCUGGACCAUGGUUAUGUACAUCGGCCAGGCCCUGAAGGAUGUGCUGAAGCUGCCACGCCCUCUAUCGCCCCCAGUGGUGAAGCUGGAGAAGCGUGUGGACGCUGAGUAUGGCCUUCCCUCCACCCACGUCAUGGCCACCACCGCCAUCUUCUUCACCCUACUCCUCAGCGCCCCUUCCAGGGUUCAAUUCCAGUUUGAAGUGGGUCUGCUUGUGGCGGUGGUGCUGUCUGUGUUGGUGUGUCUGAGUCGUCUGUACACAGGCAUGCAUUCCGCUCUGGACGUGAUCUGUGGUGCUCUAAUCUCAGCCACAUUGAUGUUGGUCACCUAUCCAUACUGGGAAACCUUCGACCGGCUCCAGCUCACCUCCCCACUCUCCCCCGUCGGGGCAUUGGUACUGGCUCUCUUCCUGAGCUACACCUACCCUGAGCUGGACCAUUACACCACCACGCGGGGGGACACCACCACCAUCCUGGGGGUGGGUGCAGGCUGUUCUGUGGGCUACUGGGUAAAUGAGAGGCUGGGGGAGACGUUUGAGCCCCAGGGGGUGCUACCCAUACCCCUGCCAGCACUGACACUGGGUGGCUUAGCCCUGGCCAGCUCCCGCUUUGUGGUGGGUGUCGUGGCGUUGGUGGCGACUCGACAGAUAAUGAAGACAGCCAGUCUGUGGGUGCUGUGCUCCUGGUAUGGAGUGUCAGUCAAAGACAUAGACGCCAGGAGAAGGAAGGAGAUCGAGGUGCCGUAUAAAUUCACCACCUAUACAUCUGUAGGCCUGGUCCACUCUAUUCUGGUCAAUAGACUGUUCAUAGUACUGGGACUGCUAUGAUCCAAUACUUUUAUGAACUGUUAAAAUAUAUACGCUACCAUUCAAAAGUUUGGGGUCACUUAGAAAUGAGAAAACAGUAUCAAACAGUUUCUCUGAAGGGAGUAGUACACAGCGUUGUACGAGAUCUUCAGGUUCUUGGCAAUUUCUCACAUGGAAUAACCUUCAUUUCUCAGAUCAAGAAUAGACUGACGAGUUUCAGAAGAAAGGUCUUUGUUUCUAGCCAUUUUGAGCCUGUAAUCGAAACCCACAAAUGCUGAUGAUACUCAACUAGUCUAAAGAAGGCCAGUUUAAUUGCUUCUUUAAUCAGAACAAGUUUUCAGCUGUGCUAACAUAAUUGCAAACGUGUUUUCUAAUGUUAAUUAGCCUUUUAAAAUGAUAAACUUGGAUUAGCUAACACAACGUGCCAUUGGAACACAGGAGUGAUGGUUGCUGAUAAUGGGCCUCUGUACAUGUAGAUGUAGAUAUUCCAUAAAAAUAUCUGCUGUUUCCAGCUACAAUAGUCAUUUACAACAUGAACAAUGUCUACACUGUAUUUCUAAUCAAUUAGAUGUUAUUUUAAUGGACAAAAAAUGUGCUUUACUUUCAAAAACAAGGACAUUUCUAAGUGACCCCAAACUUUUGAACGGUAGUGUAUAUAUAAAACAUUAUAGGAUCCUGUCAUCAUUCAAGUGUUGUGUAAGAAUGUUCUGACAUUUACAUAUUUUAUACAUCUGACAUUGAUUCUAUAUUUUUCACACAUCGUGUAACUUUGAAAUCCUGAAGACAAAUGAAGACUCAAUAUUACACUGAUUUUAUUUAA